AACAAAAAAAAACUUUCGGUCGCGUUGUUUUACCAAACACACUCGUUUGGCUUCCUGCUGCUGCUGCUGUGUGAUCCGCGAAUACAUUAUUCCAUGCGAAAACCAAAAAACAUUCCUCUGUUGUGCCAUUCCCGUUGUGACUUGGUGAUUGCAGCCGCCUGAAAAGAGUACAAAAACAUCGCCGACAAAAUGGAAACGCGCUCCUCGAUAAGCCAUCACCCGCCACCGGUGGUUGCGUCCGGCCCGAACGUUUGCCGAGUUUGUCUGGUCAGCGGGGCGGCUUUGGCCCCGCUGGCGACCGAACCCAAACCGAUGGAAUCGAUCUUCACCAUCGUCGGCGAAUACGAAGAUCAAACGCUGUUCAGCUUGCUGGUGGCCAUCUGUGCUCCGCUGGGGCAGCGCGAAAUGCUGCCCAUGGCCACCACCGGUGCAGGAGGAGGAGGAGCAGGAGCACCGGAACGGAUCUGCCAGGGAUGCAAGUGGCGACUGCUGGCGGCCUAUGAGCUGCACCGGACCUGUCUGCGCAGUGAUGAUAAGCUGCGGGAGCGAGUGGAGGCGAUCAGGAAGAAGCAACAACCAGUUCCCGAAGGCGAAAUCAGAAUCAAGCAGGAAGUGCUGGAUCCUUCGGAAGAGCAAGAUUUCAACCAAAACUCGACCAUGGAUGCCGUGGGAAGUUUUCCGUUUUUGCUCGCCGAUCACUAUCUGCCGGAUGCGGAAAGCACCCUGAAUGCCACCGAUCUGCUUCAGGAGAUGACCCCGGCGGAGGAGGAAGUGGACCCAAACGAUACGCUUUUCGAAGAGAACUACAAGCUAAACGACAAGGGUAACCAUUCCUGUGGGAUUUGCGAGCAGGAGUUCAACUACAAAAGCCAGUGUCGGUCGCAUAUCAUCGGAAAGCACGACCCGAGCAAGCCAUUCAAAUGCGACGUGUGCCAUUACACCCUGACGACGGAAAUCCGCCUGAUCAGACACAAAGCCGUGACCCACGGAGUGGGAGUAAUUAAAGCGGAUGAGAAUCCUGAAGAAACGGACGAAACAGGUGAAACUAUCUACACCUGCAAGAUCUGCACCAAAACGUUCAACUCGAUCGUGCGCUUCAAGAAGCACAAAAGCGUCCACGUGGCGUACAACCGACCCUUCAAGUGCGACAUUUGUCAGUAUCGGUUCCCGACCCGGGCCCAAUGGACCCAACAUGCCAAGGUACAUCAGGAGAAAUCACCGGAAGAUCAGGCCAAGGACCAGGACAACGAGUGGCCCUGUGAGCACUGCGAGGAAAAGAUGCCCGGCAAACGGGCCCUCACGAUGCACAUCCGGCGGUUCCAUCCACAGGAGCUGCUCCAGACGGAAGCCAAAGAAAGAAACGAUUACAAAUGUAUCAUCUGCUCGGAGGCGUUUGCCCGGGAAAGUGUCCUGAACACGCACAUGAAGAUGCACGAACUGCUGGCGUUCGAGAAGGAACGCGAGCAACGCCACGAACUGGAACAGCUGAUCAAGAGGGAAUCUCUAAGCGAAUCGUCCUCCUUUAUGAUAGCCAACGCCGCUGCCGGCAGUAGUCACGAUCUGUCCGGGUCGUCGUUAAACAUCAAGAAGAAAAGCGAUGCCGAUGUGGCGUUCGUCUGCAUGGUCUGCGAGCAGGAGUUCGAGGAACGCGAGCUGCUGCUGCGGCACCAGAGGAAACUACACAAGGAACUGGAGCUGAACAUUGUCCCCGGAGGAGCCGCACAGGAUGAACCCAAUGCUCCACCGGCUGACUGCCCCUCACCGAUGAAUGAUUGCAACGACAGUUCCCUCGUCGUCGACGACGAUUCCGUAAUGGUCGUGGACAUUGACCCAUCGCAGCUGCUCGCGCCAUCAUCCACGGAAUCCGAAACGAAUCACAAAGGCCGUUCCGGUGGCCCCGUGCCCAAAUGCGACAUCUGCCAGAAGACGUUCAUGUACAACUCGCUGCUGCAGCAGCACAUCCGAAACAGCCACAGCGAAUCGAAACCGUUCGAGUGCAAGGUGUGCCGGAUGCGGUUCAGCUACCGAGGCCUACUCCAGAAGCACGAACUUACCCAUUCCGCGCAGAACAUCCGACCCGGCGAGCACGGUUCCAUGAUGUUCAAGUGCAAGAUCUGCUCGGCCCAGUUCCUGGAGAUGAAAGCCCUGACCGUGCAUCUGCGCAUCCACCGACCGGGUGAUGCGGUCCUCUCCAAGAAGGUGAACAUCUUUCAGUGUACGCUGUGCCCGCAGGUUUUCAACGAGAAGGUCAAGCUGGAUGAACAUGUGGCCAAGAUUCAUCACAAGCACCAGCAACCUGCCGGUGUUGGUGGAACUCAUAUGCGUAUAAAACCGGAUUUUCGUCGGGUGGCCGAGCGGCAGCAACAGCAGCCGUUGAGUGAAAAGGAACGGUUCUUUGGGAGCCUGUCGAUCGUCAAGCUUGAACAGAACAAAGAGCGCAUCCAGAUGGAAACUUCUUGAGUUGGGGGCAGCUAGAGUGAGAGUGAGUGCUGAGCAAGCAUUGGAAAGACUUAUUGUUAGUUCGUAGGGCAGUUUAUGUAGAUGUAUUAGUUGAUAGGUAUUUUCUUAUCAUGAGUAAAAUUUGAUUCACAUGUAGAUGGGAUGCGUUAGCUACAUGGAUUUAUGUGAAAAACUUUAUAAGUGUAUGAUAACUAUAAUAUAAAAGGGACUACAAUAAAGGAACACCCAUUCUAUGCCAUAAAACAAAAA
Messenger RNA from Aedes albopictus (Asian tiger mosquito), 2709 nucleotides. RefSeq names its product zinc finger protein 184-like. The coding region runs from base 190 to 2460 and encodes 756 amino acids. NCBI's taxonomy places the organism in Eukaryota, Metazoa, Arthropoda, Insecta, Diptera, Culicidae. Gene Ontology annotation, biological process: regulation of transcription by RNA polymerase II. Gene Ontology annotation, molecular function: DNA-binding transcription factor activity, RNA polymerase II-specific; zinc ion binding; RNA polymerase II transcription regulatory region sequence-specific DNA binding. Gene Ontology annotation, cellular component: nucleus. The transcript has 3 exons. The record is from RefSeq and is a predicted model, not a curated record.